AUGUUAGUCUGCAGUAGUAAGGCACAGGUUCAUAUUCUUGACAGAACCGGCAAAUCAUGGGCCGAGACCAUCCGAGGUGAUCAGUAUCUAGUCGAUGUCAACUAUACAAAAGGUCACACAGCAUCAAUCAACUGUUGUCAGUUCAAUCCCUUUCACAAGGAGGAAUUCAUGACAUGUGCUGAUGACGGAACUAUCCGAUUAUGGAGUAUGCGGGAUUACAAAGUCAUGACAAAAACUAUAAACACGCAUAAGAAGGUCAUCAAAACCAAGACUGCAAAUGGCAAAAGAGCGAUGCCACAAUCAUGCCGCUAUUCCGUGGAUGGAAAGUUGAUUGCAGCUGGGUGUGACGAUGGUUCGAUACAAGUUUGGAAAUAUGGAAAUCUAUAUGUAAGUACUCGACCUGUUGAUUUGUUUUCUUUUCUCUGACU
Messenger RNA from Cylicostephanus goldi, 428 nucleotides. The record is from the annotation of a GenBank genome assembly. Lineage: Eukaryota; Metazoa; Nematoda; Chromadorea; Rhabditida; Strongylidae.